GUUCCCCCCCUCCCCCGCCGUUACUUUUAUUUUUUCUCAUAUGUGCAAACCACAUUGCCUUCUUAUCUUUAAAAAUAAUAUAUAUCCUCAAGGGAUUCAGAGACCAUAUCAAAUUAUUGCCCCUAAAGGUUCUCCUUUUACAUUUCUCUUCUCAAAAUUUCCUACUCACAGCAGCUGUUAAAAAUGUUUCCAAUUCCUCAACCAACAUAAGUCCCCCUUACAACCAAGUUUACCUUCCCCAUUCCUCUUCCCAUGUUGGCUUUUAGUAUGUUAGUUAUAUAUUUAAUAACAGAGAACAAAAAUUAUACUAAUAUAUAAAUGGGAUCAUCUUUUAUGUGGAAAUAAUCAUGUACUAAGUCAUGUAUAUAAUGGUAUUGUCAUUCUUUAAGGUGCUGUGAUUCUUUAUUGUUUAAGGGCAUUGGAGGGAGAAUUGAUCUGAAACAAUGCAUUCCAUUGUCUUACUACUGUUAUGUAAUAUUCUUUGAGAUAAAGUUGGAACUCACUGUGGAAUAAUAUGUCAUAACAUUUUGCAGGUAAAUAAAACUAUGAACUGAUGAAAAUUGAAUAAAAAGUUCCUUCUAGUGCUUAUAGUAACGCUUCCUGAAAAUAAAUGACUUAUACAUAGGUAUAUAAUGCAUCAUGAUUGAAGUGACAAAUGAAUUCCUAUUUCUGUGCUUGGAGAGGAAAACAAAUACAGGAAAAGGGUUUCUGGCAUAUAAAACAAAACUUUAUCUCUACUAGUUUCAGUUUUUCAGUCCUUAAAAACAUCUUCAUACUCUAGAUUUAGGCAAAGUGGACUACUUUCAGUACCCUGAAGUUCUGUGGUUUCUCUCUCACAUCUAGGCACUCCCAUGCUCUCCUCUCUCACAUCCAGGCCUUAUCCCUGAUCCACUCCUCUCAUGUUUCUUGGGGAAGCCUUUGCUAACUUCCAAGGCCAGGUUGGAGGCCCUCCCAUUGCCCUUGGCUUCUCCCAUUAUGGUAGUUAUCUCAAUGCACUGUAAUUCCUUGUUUGCUUUUAUAUCCUUGUAACUCUGUGAAGGAAGUGGCUGUGUUCAUAUUGUUCACCUUAAAUCCCUAGGUUUUGUCGUACACUUAAUUAUAUGUGUGUUUAAUGAAUGGGUUAAAUGGAGAAUAUUGAAACCAAGAUGUCAGGCUUUCAAGGACAAAUUUCAAGAGGCAUGCCUAUAAAUAUGGCUGAUAUUUCUGUGAGGUUCUUAAACUUUGAACAUUUCAAAACAGUAACUUCAGCAUGUUUGAAGCAAUAUUAAUGAUCUUAAGAUUAGCUCAUGGCUUCCCAAGGAAGAUAACUUGAAGUCACAUCCUUUAACAUAUAGCGAUUCAGUUAUGUGAAAUAAAAACUGAUCCCAUUACCUCUGAUAAAAAGAAUUUCAGGUGCUGAGAAACAGAAAGUCUGGCUUGGGUUUGUCUAAGAGGGUGCAGUAAACGGUUAUGCCUCUGAGCGUCGCUGUUCACCACUCAAGGAGGAAAACGCCACUGAAGAGCUAAUCCAUUUCCUUGUUUCCAAAGAGCAAAGAACCAGCAAAUCACAUUUACAAGAUCCGAGGCUGCUCCAAAGCUCACCCUUUCAGUCAGCCAGCUCCGUAACCUAUAAAUUAGGCCCACGAAAGGGUUAGUUCCUUGAGAAAAUAAGACUGAAGUCCGUCGUGAGAAAUUGGUACCCAAUUCAGAGAGAAUAAUUCACCAAAAAGGAAAUGACCAAUUACCUGAGAUUCAGAAAUGGCGGAGGACUGGCCCUGCUGUACGCGCUUCUGGGGACGCUGUGCAAGACCGGAUGCGGGCAGAUCCGCUAUUCGGUGCCAGAGGAGCUGGAGAAAGGCUCCUUCGUGGGCAACAUCGCCAAGGACCUGGAGCUGGAGCCCCAGGAGCUGGCGGAGCGGGGAGUCCGCAUCGUCUCCAGAGGUAGGACGCAGCUCUUUGCUCUGAACCCGCGAAGCGGCAGCUUGGUCACUGCGGGCAGGAUAGACCGGGAGGAGCUCUGCGCUCAGAGCGCGCGGUGUCUGGUGAGUUUUAACAUCCUGGUUGAAGACAAAUUGAAAAUUUUUGAAGUAGAGAUAGAAAUUAAAGACCUUAAUGACAAUGCUCCUGAUUUUCUAACGGAGGAAUUGGAAAUAAAAAUUGGUGAACUAACGGUUCCAGGAACUCGAUUUCCACUUAAGACUGCAUUUGACCCAGAUGUGAGCAUGAACUCUCUGCUGAACUAUCAGCUCAGCCCCAAUGACUACUUCUCCCUGGCUGUGAAGAGUGUCUCUGAUGGGGCCAAGUACCCAGAGCUGGUGCUGCAGCAGGCUCUUGACCGUGAGGAAAAGAAAGUUCACCAGCUUGUCCUAACUGCUUCUGAUGGUGGCGACCCUGUUCAUUCUAGCAACUUGAGCAUCCAAGUGAUAGUGCUGGAUGCAAAUGACAAUCCACCAGUAUUUACUCAGCCUGAGUAUCGAGUAAGUGUUCAGGAGAACUUGCCGGUAGGCACCUGGCUGCUCACGGUGAAUGCCACUGACCCUGACGAGGGAUUUAAUGCUCAAGUAUCCUAUGUACUAGAUAAAAUGCCUGGGAGAAUCGCUCAGAUUUUUAAUCUCAACUCAGUGACUGGGGAUUUAUCAAUAUCACAAAGCCUAGAUUAUGAGGAUGCUACUUUCUAUGAAAUUAAAAUUGAAGCACAAGAUGGACUAGGUCUCCUUUCAAGAGCUAAGAUUCUGGUCACAGUUCUGGAUGUGAAUGACAAUGCCCCGGAAAUUACGAUUACUUCUCUCACAGGAUCAGUCCCAGAAGAGGCUACUGCUGGAAGGGAAAUUGCCCUUAUCAACGUGCAUGAUCGGGAUUCGGGGCAAAAUGGGCAAGUCACAGUUUUUGUUCUGGGAAAUAUGCCAUUUAAUUUAGAAAAAUCAAUAAACCGAUAUUACCGCUUAGUGACAGCCAGAUGCCUGGACCGUGAACAGGUGUCCGAAUAUAACAUCACUCUGAGAGCUACAGAUUGGGGAAGUCCGCCGCUGUCCACAGACACACACAUCACCCUGCAUGUGGCGGAUAUCAAUGACAACCCACCUGCUUUCACUCAUGCCUCCUAUUCUGCCUACAUUCCUGAAAACAACCCCAGGGGAGCCUCCAUCUUCUCUGUGACCGCCCAGGACCCUGACAGCAUCGAGAACGCCCACAUCACCUAUGCACUGACUGAGGAUGCCUUCCAGGGGGCACCUCUCUCCACCUACAUCUCCAUAAACUCGGACACCGGAGUCCUGUAUGCCUUGUGCUCCUUCGACUAUGAGCAGGUUAGAGACCUGAAACUAUUGGUGACAGCCAGUGACAGCGGGGACCCUCCACUCAGCAGCAACGUGUCUCUAAGCAUACUCGUGCUGGACCAGAAUGACAAUACACCUGAAAUCCUAUACCCCACCCUCCCCACCGAUGGUUCCACGGGUGUAGAGCUGGCACCCCGCUCUGCAGAGCCCGGCUACCUGGUGACCAAGGUGGUAGCUGUGGACAGAGACUCAGGCCAGAACGCCUGGCUUUCCUACCGCCUCCUCAAGGCCAGCGAGCCGGGACUCUUCGCGGUGGGGCUGCACACGGGCGAGGUGCGCACAGCACGGGCCCUGCUGGACAGAGACGCGCUCAAGCAGAGCCUGGUGGUGGCCGUCCAGGACCACGGCCAGCCCCCUCUCUCUGCCACAGUCACUCUCACAGUGGCAGUAGCUGACAGCAUCCCAGACGUCCUGGCCGAAUUGGGAAGCCUCAAGCCCUCAGCAGACCCUGACGACUCAGGCCUCACACUGUACCUGGUGGUGGCAGUGGCCGUAGUGUCCUGCGUCUUCCUGGCCUUUGUCGUCGUGCUGCUGGCGCUCAGACUGCAGUGCUGGCACAGACCGCAUGUGCUGCAAGCUUCGGGAGGUGUACCAGCGGGCGUACCUGUCUCUCAUUUUGUGGGCAUGGACGGGGUGCGAGCUUUCCUGCAGACCUAUUCCCAGGAGGUCUCGCUCACCAGGGACUCGCGGAGGAGUCACUUGAUCUUCCCACAGCCCAACUACGCGGACACGCUCAUCAGCCAGGAGAGCUGUGAGAAAAGCGAGCCUCUCCUGAUAUCUCAAGAUUUACUUGAAAUGAAAGGAGAUGCCAAGCAAAUUCAGGUGAGCUUAUUUCUUUUUGAACAUUAUAAAGAACAGUUAUGCCAGUGUGGUUAUUAUAAAGCUUUAACACACAUUUAUUUGAAAAUAAAGCAAUGUGGUCGUCAUUGAUUCUUUUGUUUAAAUAUAUGUUCCUCUCUUCUUCUGGGAUUGUGGUGGGGCUGCACUUGCUGAUCUGGUAUGGCUGAGUGGGCCUAGUAAAUAGUUCUGACCAAUACAUUGUAAAUGGAAGUAUGUGAAUUUCUUCCCAAACGAAGUUCUAGUUGCCAUUGUAAAAAUUACCAGAUUUCUAACUUACUCGUUGAACUUGUGACUGUGCCAUCUAUCUGGGUCCUUGAAUAACUACAGUGACAGAAGAGCCCUGUGGUUGACUCAACAUUGAUCUGUAUACCUGCGAUAA
This is a messenger RNA of Aethalodelphis obliquidens (Pacific white-sided dolphin), 4533 nucleotides long. RefSeq names its product protocadherin gamma-A3-like. Gene Ontology annotation, biological process: homophilic cell-cell adhesion. Gene Ontology annotation, molecular function: calcium ion binding. Gene Ontology annotation, cellular component: plasma membrane. Bases 1713 to 4244 code for a protein of 843 amino acids. The transcript has a single exon. Lineage: Eukaryota; Metazoa; Chordata; Mammalia; Artiodactyla; Delphinidae. The record is from RefSeq and is a predicted model, not a curated record.